Caenorhabditis angaria is the source of this 1083-nucleotide messenger RNA. Lineage: Eukaryota; Metazoa; Nematoda; Chromadorea; Rhabditida; Rhabditidae. The record is from the annotation of a GenBank genome assembly.
AUGAUUGAAGGAGUUUCCGGGAUAGGAUGUUUUGUAUGUACUUCAUUUGAUGGCAAUAAUAAAGCAUGUGAAGAUCCGUUCCAUUCAUCAUUUGAGCUUAUCAAAAAAGUGAGUCUCUCUUUUAUCUCAUCGCUUUUUGUUUGGUGAAAAAUGUCGCAAUUAUUUAUACGGUGUUUUGUUCAUGAGAUUCGAGAUCGAGGUCACGAAAAAUUCAUUGGAGUUUUCUGAUUCUAGAAAAUGUAUUGAAGAUCUAAGGGAUCGAUCUUGUAAAAAUCCAAACAAAUUUCGAAUUGAAUUAAACGAUAUUUCAAUAAUCUAGACUCGGGCCAAUUUUUCGAAUUUGUCAAAUUUUUGGGUCUCUGUACCGGGCCAAAUCUCUUUAAAAUCUGGCCUUCAAGAAUCCAGAAUUUUCUGUCUUGUUCAAUUCCAUUAGCUUGUGAUUCAAAAAAUCCCUAAAUUUAAAAAUUCAAUCGAUUUUGAAUUUCAGGAACGUGAGGAUAUGUCAAAGGUGGCAAACUAUCGACACCCUUGUUGGGCGCAUCGAAAAGGGCGGACGGGUCUUUUUCCAGCUGAUCAUUGCAUUAAAAUCAUUGGAAUCAAAGGUAAAUUAUCAAAAAUGGGUUGAAUUGAUAAUCAGUUUUGAAUGAAAAGGCAGCCUAGAUUUAGUAUAGGAUUUUUUACGGGAAAGUCAUACAUAUACAUACAUAUUUAAGUUCCAAAUUUUUUGACCACGCGAAUUGCUUUUCUCAAGUUAUCUAGAAGAUGUUAUUUAAUUCAAGACUAACUUUUUUAUUCUCCCUCUAUUUUCAAUCUUGAACAAUCUAAAGCAAAAAAUGAUUUGCAGCCGACAAUGCAUCAGAAACUGUGGUGAUACGAACAUGUGCGUUGGAUUCAGGAACGUUGACUGCGGAUACAGAAAUAGUUCGAAUUUCUCAUUGUGGUAGUUUCAAAUACGACGGACAACAAUAUAAAGGAUGUGUUCAAUCGUGUGAUACAGAUGGAUGUAAUUCGACACCAUCGUCGAAUUCACCAUUUCUUUCUCUCAUCAUUCUCAUUUUUGCCCUCAUUUUCAUUUCUCAAUAA